AUGGCAUCACAAUUCGAUGGAAAGGUUGCUAUAGUAACAGGUUCCAGCGCAGGACUGGGGGAAGCUAUAGCUCUUUUGUUUGCUUCCAGAGGGGCAAGAGUUACUCUGUGUGGCCGGGAUCAAGACAGGCUGCAGUCCGUGCUGGACAAAGCUGUAAAGGUCAGUCGUGGACACGAGGACCGGUUCCUUACAGUUCUAGGAGACUUAACCGACGCAAACGUUCGGAAAGAAAUACUUGAACAAACCGUGAACAAGUUUGGACAACUGGAUAUUCUUGUAGCUAACGCAGGUGUCGCUGGAGGUCGCACAUUUCCUGAUGAAACUGAAGACAACUACAACAGAGUUUUUGACACCAACUUGAAAUCCGUAUUUUUUCUUAUCCAGAAAGCUGUACCUUACCUAGAGAAGACGAAAGGAAAUAUCGUUAGUAUCUCAUCUAUUGCAACAUCUGUUCUUAUUCCAUCUGAAACUACAUAUUCUCUGACAAAAGCAGCUCUGGACCACCUCACUCGGUGCUUGGCCGUUGACCUGGGAUCAAAGGGUAUCCGUGUGAAUGCUGUGAAUCCAGGAUAUUUCCCUACACUUAUCGUCAGAGAUAAAGGUGACCCAGAUGUCAUUAACAGAUAUAUUGAGAAAGCAGAACAAAACCGAGUGCCACUGAAAGAUCGAGUUGGAGUUUCACAAGAUGUGGCUGAGGCGGUGGCGUUUUUAGCAUCGGAUGCUGCUGGCUUUAUAACUGGUGAACUGGUCAAAGUUGAUGGAGGAAGAAGCUAUGCGGGCCCAUUUACGCAGUCAGGUGAAAAAUAA
Molecule: messenger RNA, 807 nt
Organism: Candidula unifasciata
Lineage: Eukaryota; Metazoa; Mollusca; Gastropoda; Stylommatophora; Geomitridae
Source: the annotation of a GenBank genome assembly